Solea senegalensis (Senegalese sole) is the source of this 1554-nucleotide messenger RNA. RefSeq names its product mesogenin 1 (gene msgn1). Gene Ontology annotation, biological process: regulation of transcription by RNA polymerase II; mesoderm formation. Bases 469 to 1020 code for a protein of 183 amino acids. Gene Ontology annotation, cellular component: nucleus. The record is from RefSeq and is a predicted model, not a curated record. The transcript has a single exon. Lineage: Eukaryota; Metazoa; Chordata; Actinopteri; Pleuronectiformes; Soleidae. Gene Ontology annotation, molecular function: RNA polymerase II cis-regulatory region sequence-specific DNA binding; DNA-binding transcription factor activity, RNA polymerase II-specific; protein dimerization activity.
AAUUUCAAUUUGAUUUAAAUUCAGUUCAAUUCAUGGCAAAAAUAAUAUAAGUUUAUAUGUACAGACAAGGGCAUGACUGUUGCUCAGAUGUACUGUGUUUUUUUUAGGCUAAAUCGGUUCAGACUGGAUUUAAAUGGGUUAGAAAUGAGUUUGACCAGUGGCUGAUUUCCAGACUAAGGACACACGCAGGCCUGACUUGUCAGAGAAGUGUGAAGUUCUCAGGUGAAACCCCUUCAUUAGACGGAUCACAUCAAACUGAUAAUUGUCGUCGAGCAGACUUUAAAGAGUAACUUCCCACAUAAGGAAUCUAAUUAUUUUGCUUUCUAUCACAUUAUCCGUCUAUUUGGCCUUAUUCACACCCCAGUGACAACGAACGACGUCCUUCGCGAAGGUUGCGUUUUGUCACUUGAGGUUUUCUUUGAACUCGCCUUUUUUCCGCCUGAGCUGUGAACCCAUAAACCUCCGGAGAUGCUGCUCACAUAUAAAAACGCUUUCGCCAAACUCCUGCUCAGAAUCUGCUUUGUCAUCCCCCUGAAUGUAAUCCUCGCCAGCAAACACGCGUUAGAGUGUCGGGGUAUUUCUAAUAUGGACCUGGAGAUUGUCGCAGCUAAACUACUGUACGGGUGGAAGAGCGACGACAGCGCGUUUGGAGAAGAUGUGGACGCACUCCAGUCCUCCUCACCAGACUCCCCCUCCGUAGACUCCAUGUGUUCCUCGCCGGAGAUGUGCUACUCCAGCGGGCAUCAAGAGAUCAAUGAUUUCUCUUUUAGCCUCACAGGACGCAGGGGGGCUCCGGCUGCGCAAAGGCAGAACAAGCCCAAGAUGUCCACCAAAAGACGCAUGAAGGCCAGCGAGAGGGAGAAGAUGCGCAUGAGGAGUCUUGCUGAGGCUCUGCACCAGCUCCGGGACUACCUGCCGCCGGACUACAGCAAAAGAGGCCAGCCCCUCACCAAGAUACAGACCCUCAAAUACACCAUCGAAUACAUCAACAAGCUUUCCGACAUCCUGAGUCACGCGUAACGGAGCUCUUUUACGCACGGGGGUUGUCCGCAUUACUGGACAUUUGAUGGACUUGACUUGAUCUCCAAUGAAAAGUACCACAUUCUAACUUAAUCAGUAAAUGUCAUGUAAUAUUUUUUCUCUUUGCCCUUCAUGUGAUGUAAAUAUUUUUAACGGGCACUUGGCAGUUAUUUUCUUUUGUAUACGAGACUGCCUUUGUCGGGAUUUAAGUGUUUGGAAACUAAGUUUGCUGUUAACUAAGAUGUAUAUGUUGUUGGCUAUGAAAAUGCAACCGCACUGAUGAAACAAAAUAUAUCAAAUAAUGUCUGUUGUGGGUUUUUAAAGUAUUGUUUUUUAUGUCUCAUCUAUGGGAUAGUAGUAUUUCACCAUAGUGCAUGCUAAAUGUGUGUUUGGGAGUGACAAUAAACUAUUUCCAUGAUUAAGCUUUUAAUAUAUAUUAGAAAUUAAGUAGCUGUAUGAUAUUUUGAAGUUUUGUUUUGUAUAAAGCUAUUAAAUAAUUGUUGCUUUUGUGAAGGACCAGCAAACUAUUAAAUU